Cooperia oncophora is the source of this 1068-nucleotide messenger RNA. Lineage: Eukaryota; Metazoa; Nematoda; Chromadorea; Rhabditida; Trichostrongylidae. The record is from the annotation of a GenBank genome assembly.
AUGCAGCUUCUCAACAAGGACCGUCCUCUUACAGAGGACACAGGGAGGGCUAUAAAUUCGUUGAAUGGUAGAGCGGUGACCCUCGAGCAUAUUCCGGAUGAUCUCGCGAUGCUUAGCAACGGCAGAAGGUUUCUUCAGGAGCAAGGUCCGGAAGUGCAUGUGUACUACUCCGAAGAGACCAUCGAAAUGGCGUGCUGCACUGGGCUAUACGCCAUAGUGGCUGAUGGUGUUCACACCAAGCAGCCCAAGGAACUGCAGUUGUAUUGCGUCCAUGGCGUAUGCGACGGGGGCGUGGAGGUCCCACUUCUUUAUGCGAUGGCGGCCCACAAGACUGAGGACGUCUACACGAAGAUCUUUGGACACUUGAAGGACCUGUUCGAAAAGUACCGUCCAAGACCAGUGCAGCGUCUACGAAUAGUCCUUGAUUUUGAGAAAGCGUCGAUCGCGGCAGCGCGGCGCCUAUUCCCUGAAGCGAAGAACUCGUCCAAGUUGAACAAGUUCAUCCAAGGGCACGUCCAAGGUUGUGUCCCACCACUCGGUCACCGCCAGAAUUCCGGUGGUGACCGAGUGGUGGGACACAAUAAAAGGAGUGGUUUUCCUCCCCAGGCGACUCUACCCAGAGGUUCGAGCGCUGUGGAACCCUCCAGUAGCGGCGGACCACGUCGCUUACGCGGAAUGCAAGGAAUUCCUGGAAUACAUGCGACGUGGUUCGACGGCCCUUAUAAAGAUAUGUGGAACAAGUGGGAAAUAGUAGAUAUUCGGACUACAAACAUUGCCGAAGCGUUUCACAAUCGCCUGAACAUCACAUUCGGAAGAGACCACCCGGAUCUGCGCACGCUGCUAGAGAAGCUUAAGUAUAUAGAUUUCGAAGCCAAGUGUACCCUGCGGUGGAUGAGAGAGCAUCCAAGAAGAAAAGCAUCUCAAGAAGCGGACCGCGAGCGCAGGGAAAAUAUUGAGAGGAGCAUGAAAAGGUUUGGGGACAUUUAUCGCUCGCGAGGAGUGACUACAGCCGAAAUUGAAGAUUAUUGUAAAUAUAUGGCACGAUAUGUAUCUGGUAAAACUAUAUAA